AUGCCUGCUUUAUCCAAAGAGGAGCAACGACGAAGAAAGAUAGAGGAGCUCCGCAAGCUUGGCGAUUCACGCAGCUUCACUGCAGAGUACCAACAAGAGAAGAGAAAUAAAGAAAACAAGUUUGACCAAAACUGGAAAGAGAUCGUGCCCCCUAGCUGGCUGUUUGCUUCCAUUCAAUGUCAUAUCUCGUACCCUCCGCUUUCAACAACACAACUCCCGUAUUCGUUCUACAUCAUACCGUUGACAAGCACGCCGAACAACACAGAAAACCAGCAAGAGGACGUGGUUCUGACAACUACUGCGCUUGAGCUUGACUUUAGUCAACUGCACGAAGCCGCCGCCAGAGCAAGCGAAGUACUUCUGUACAUGAGUGUCUCGCAUGCUUUUAUCGGGGGAUACGCCACAACGCUCCUUUGUGGGCACCGUAUGACCGAACAGCCCGGUUUCUACACCAGCAAGCUCUGUCUAAUGUACCAGCCGGGACAAGCUGAAAAACCUGCAGUGAAGUGCGACAUUUUAUGCGGAGGAGCUACAGAGCAAUUGCGGCUGCCAUCGGCGGCAACGGUCAAAGUGGUCAACGUCAACUCUUUGCGCCAUGGUCUCAAUGUUCCAGUUGUCCACCCAAGGGUUUUAAUCUUGACGAAAGUUAAACGAUGGGCAAUGAUUAGGACUUCGCGGAACCCACGGACCGAGAAGAAGCGCGAGACUGACGAAAUUGACGCGGUAGAAUUACUUCGAUGGCUUUUAAAGCACAAGAUGAAGAUCGACUUCGAUGAGUAUACAGAACGCCCCAAGGCAUUGACCACCUCCAACGUUCAAGCUUUUUACCAUCUCGCCGAGAAAGGUGCACAAGUUCGCCUGUUGCUGGAGAAAGCGCUUGAACAAAAGGACUUCGAAAUCGUUAAAGGACCGCUCGCAAGUGAAGACUUCUGA
Aspergillus alliaceus is the source of this 933-nucleotide messenger RNA. RefSeq lists its product as uncharacterized. The record is from RefSeq and is a predicted model, not a curated record. Bases 1 to 933 code for a protein of 310 amino acids. The transcript has 4 exons. NCBI's taxonomy places the organism in Eukaryota, Fungi, Ascomycota, Eurotiomycetes, Eurotiales, Aspergillaceae.